CCCGGGAGAAGGAGGGCCAAGAUGGCGGAAGCGGUGGAGUCUCCCGGAGACCCAGGGACAGCAACGCCCAGGCCCCUGUUUGCAGGCCUUUCAGAUAUAUCUAUCUCACAAGACAUCCCUGUGGAAGGAGAAAUCACCAUUCCCAUGAGAUCUCGCAUUCGGGAAUUUGACAGCUCCACAUUGAAUGAAUCUGUUCAGAAUACCAUUAUGCGUGAUCUAAAAGCUGUUGGGAAAAAAUUCAUGCAUGUUUUGUACCCAAGGAAAAGCAAUACUCUUUUGAGAGAUUGGGAUUUAUGGGGCCCUUUGAUCCUUUGUGUGACGCUUGCAUUAAUGCUUCAGAGAGGCUCUGUAGAUAGCGAAAAAGAUGGAGGGCCCCAGUUUGCAGAAGUGUUUGUCAUUGUCUGGUUUGGUGCAGUUACCAUCACCCUCAACUCAAAACUUCUUGGAGGAAACAUAUCUUUUUUUCAGAGCCUCUGUGUGCUGGGUUACUGUAUACUUCCCCUGACGGUGGCAAUGCUGGUUUGCCGGCUGGUACUUUUGGCCGAGCCAGGACCAAUAAACUUCAUGGUCCGGCUUUUUGUGGUGAUCGUGAUGUUUGCCUGGUCUAUAGUAGCCUCUACAGCUUUCCUUGCUGAUAGCCAGCCUCCAAACCGCAAAGCCCUUGCUGUUUAUCCUGUUUUCUUGUUUUACUUUGUCAUCAGUUGGAUGAUUCUCACCUUCACUCCUCAGUAAAUCAGGAAAUGGAAAUUAAAAACCAGGGAAUUCAAAGCUCAUUUCAAAGAUGCAAUUUACCGUGGAGUUUUGCCUUUGGCCCUGUUUUGUCUAAUUUUGGAGGUAUUUGGUAACUGGGUAUAUGAGGAGAUUAAAAGGGAACCAUAAAGCACCGUCACCAUUUAUGUAAGGAACUGAUGUUUGAAAGGCCGUCCUUUCCUUCUUAAUGUUAUUUCUUUAAAAUAUGUGUGCAUAGUACACACAGUAUAAUGCCUCCUUAAGGCAUGAUGGGGUCACUGUGGUCCGUCUGGGUGACAACCAAUGACUUGGGAAGCACAUGGAUACAUCCUGCAAGUUGAAUAUAGAGUUGGUAACUAUAUUUUCAGUUUUGAGAAUACCAGUUCAGGUGCAGCUCUUAAACAUAUUGCCUUAUGACUAUUAGAAUAUGCCUCUCUUUUCAUAAAUAAUAA
Messenger RNA from Lipotes vexillifer (Yangtze River dolphin), 1181 nucleotides. It is a transcript of the gene YIPF6, whose product is annotated as Yip1 domain family member 6. Gene Ontology annotation, cellular component: membrane; trans-Golgi network. The transcript has 7 exons. Gene Ontology annotation, biological process: endoplasmic reticulum to Golgi vesicle-mediated transport. The record is from RefSeq and is a predicted model, not a curated record. NCBI's taxonomy places the organism in Eukaryota, Metazoa, Chordata, Mammalia, Artiodactyla, Lipotidae. Bases 22 to 732 code for a protein of 236 amino acids.